Colius striatus (speckled mousebird) is the source of this 2387-nucleotide messenger RNA. Its product is annotated as rho-related GTP-binding protein RhoB. The transcript has a single exon. The coding region runs from base 297 to 887 and encodes 196 amino acids. The record is from RefSeq and is a predicted model, not a curated record. Gene Ontology annotation, biological process: small GTPase-mediated signal transduction. Lineage: Eukaryota; Metazoa; Chordata; Aves; Coliiformes; Coliidae. Gene Ontology annotation, molecular function: GTPase activity; GTP binding.
GGCAGUGGCGGAGCCGUUGGAGGUAGCGGCGGUAGUUGCAGGUGUGGGUCCCCUGUGAAGGGUCGGGCCGUUCGGGACCAGCGGCGCAGGAUUGCGGCCGUAGCGCUGCCCUGAGGCAAGGGACGGAGGCGCGGUGUCGGUGCGGAGAGAGAGCAGGGAGCGCCCGCCUGGCUGCGCGGGCCCGGCUCGCCACGGUGCCCUGUGAGAAGCGAGAGGAAGGGGGAGGCGGCGGCCGCGGAGAGGAGGGCGCUGCCAUCGUCCUGCUGCACGGCAAGGCCAGCUUGGCGAGCCUGGCCAUGGCCGCCAUCCGCAAGAAGCUCGUGGUGGUGGGAGACGGUGCUUGUGGCAAGACUUGCCUCCUCAUCGUCUUCAGCAAGGACGAGUUUCCCGAGGUCUACGUGCCCACCGUCUUUGAGAACUACGUGGCUGACAUCGAGGUGGAUGGCAAGCAGGUGGAGCUGGCGCUGUGGGACACAGCUGGCCAGGAGGACUAUGACCGCCUGCGCCCACUCUCAUACCCGGACACCGACGUGAUCCUCAUGUGUUUCUCUGUGGACAGUCCAGACUCGCUGGAGAACAUCCCGGAGAAGUGGGUGCCCGAAGUCAAGCACUUCUGCCCCAACGUCCCCAUCAUCCUGGUGGCCAACAAGAAAGACCUGCGCAACGAUGAGCAUGUGCGUAACGAGCUGGCCCGCAUGAAGCAGGAGCCGGUGCGCACGGAGGACGGCCGUGCCAUGGCCAUUCGCAUCCAGGCUUACGACUACCUGGAGUGCUCGGCCAAGACCAAGGAGGGUGUCCGGGAGGUCUUCGAGACUGCCACCCGCGCAGCCUUGCAGAAGCGCUACGGCACCCAGAACGGCUGCAUCAACUGCUGCAAAGUCCUAUAGGGUGCUGUGGGAGCGUGGCGCUGGGCACGGCGCCGGGUCACCUGUUGGCAGGCGAGAGGAGCUGGGUUAUGCACGCACAUGGCACCCGCCUGCCCCCUCCGCGGGGGAUGGCGGUCGGUCAGGGUGGGGGCCAAGGCGGGGGCACGCUCCCUCAGCUUUGGCCGAAAAGGAUUGUGCUGGCUCGGCUGUGGGGAGGGGGGGAGGGAAUUGCAUGCUCUGAGUCUUAGGAAUAAAGUGGGGAGAAGCCUUCUCCUACUAUCUGCCCCUGUGAGUUAAUCACAGGCUCUCGACAACAGAAGGCUGCUGAGACUGGACUGAGCAACCGUUGCACUCAGCUCUUCCCCUCUGCCUGCCACCUGCUGCUCCCAGCCCCCAGACAGCCUCCUCUCUUUUGCCAGAGGAGCGCGGUAGAGCUGAGACGCUGGAAAGGAUUUCUGCCUCCUGCCUGCAUGUGCCUCCCCCCCCCAGGCAGGCUGGGGAAGGGGGCUGCAUUUCCUAGGCUGCCUGCAGCAUCCUCACCUCUCCCACAGACGUUUCAGCCUGAGCCUGACCUGCUGUGGAAGUUAGUGCCCUGAAGACUGUGACUGGGAGGGGAGGAUCAUCCCAAGUGAAGCCUGUAUAUAUCUUACCUUUUCUGUCUUGUGCAAACUGGGGUAGUGCAGGGGGUGCUUAUUUAAAGUGAAGUGGGGAGGGAGUGCCCAGCUGGGGCCUGUGUUGUGCAAAGGAACUUGUCCUGAGUGACUGAUGCCUGCUAAUAAUGUGAGCCUUGAACUGACUCCAGCUGCAGAAGCCACCAGGCUGGAAAGUAAAUCUGAACUGCUCUGUCCUCCUUGCUGGACAUACUCCUCCCGAGGGACACGGCAGGAGGAGCAAGGGGGAAGGGAGUGAUUCUGCCAUAUUAUGAUCUUGGUGCCUGCUCCUUCCCUUAAUGUUGUCUUCUGCAAGUAUGUUGAUUUGGGUUUAUUUAAAAGUUUAUAUUCAAAAGAAGUUACUUUGCACAACUUGGUGGGUUGUUUUUAAGUUAAACGCUCAAUGCACUUGCCAUCUGCGUACAACACUGUAGCAUUGGAAACAUUCUCACUCAGUAACCUCAUCUUGGUCUUGUUUUAAAUUGAUUUCAACAUGAGAUAGACUAAAACCACUUUAUCUUUUUUGCCUUGGAGAAAAAAAAAGUGUGAAAGCAGCUGUUCUUCAUGCAGUGAGUACAUCAGACUUCAGUACUGAAGGGCAAUUUAAAGAAUCUAGGUUUAUUUAAAACUUAUUUUCACAGGGUAGCCAGCCCAGGUGAAAAUAAGUCUUGUGUUUCUCUGGUUCAGAGAACAAAUGUAUCCAUUUAUGCUUGUUUACUUUUCUCCCUCUUCCCUCAACAGUGGUACUGAGACUGUUUUUUUGUUUUUAAUAAACUGACAUGGCAAAAACUGAGAUGUAUAUGAUGUUUACAUAAAAUUAUGAACUGUGUAUGCAGUUUUUUAUGUAAAGUAUUAAAAGAGUCUAUGCUGA